Messenger RNA from Polistes canadensis, 1762 nucleotides. RefSeq names its product perilipin-2-like. Gene Ontology annotation, biological process: lipid storage; positive regulation of triglyceride storage. Bases 360 to 1226 code for a protein of 288 amino acids. The record is from RefSeq and is a predicted model, not a curated record. Gene Ontology annotation, cellular component: lipid droplet; cytosol. NCBI's taxonomy places the organism in Eukaryota, Metazoa, Arthropoda, Insecta, Hymenoptera, Vespidae. The transcript is spliced from 4 exons.
GGUCUUGUCAAUUUUAUUCAACAUUACCUAAUUGUUUUAAAUAAUGCAUAAACGUGUUAUAGACAUAUGAUAAAGAAAGAAAAAAAGAAAAAGAUAAAAGAACAACAAGAGGUAAAGAGUACUCGUUAAAAAGAAUACUAAAAGAAAACCUAAAGUGAUUAAUAAUCAGAAUAUAAACAAAAUAAGUAUUAUAAUGAAUCAGAGAUCAAGGUACGUGUUUCUAUUGCAGAGUGAAUGUUCGAUGUGGAACUAAAUGGAUUUGUGAUAAAUUAAGCGAUUAUAACUGCUCUCUACUAAUUUUUCUAUAAAUAGACUGAUUGUGUCUACAGAAAUAUACACUCUGAUGCAUAUUUGCAAUCAUGGAAGUAGAAGUAACAGAUGGGUUAUGCAGGAUUCAAUCUGUAGAUCGUGCUAGAAAGAUACCAAGUUUAAAUUACUUGUUUGACAAAUCUACUAAAGUUUAUGAUCGUAUGAAAGGAGCUAAUACAUUUGUUAAUUGGGCAUUUGAUAUGAUGGAAAAUGUUGUAAAUACUGUUAUUGAGAAAUCAUUACCGGUCGCUAGAUUAAUGGAAAAGCCUAUUUAUACUUUGGAUAAAACUUUGUGUCAGGGUUUAGAUUUUAUGGAAGUUAAACUGCCUAUAAUCAAAGAAGAGCCUAAAGAGAUAUUAGAUAAGACCAAAUCGAUAGUCACAAAUCAUCUACGACCAGCUGUAAAAACAUUUUCCAAUCUUAAACACGAAACAAAACAAAAAGUUAGAAUCAUGAUUUUACUUACUUAUUAUAAGAUGCAUUACUUACGUUUAUAUAGUUGGCAACAAGCAGACAGAGUCAUGUCCACUGAAACGGGAAUCAGUAUUCUAAAAACUGUGGAUAAUACGACACAUCUGGUAGAAUUAAUAUUAGAUAAGUACUUACCUGCAUCACAUGAAGAAAUUGAAGAGGACGCAGAAGAAUUAUGCAGUGAACAUGCCAAGUUACAUCAUACGAUGGAAAGACUUACCGAAUUUGGUAGUCGUACUAUUCGUCGUAUUUAUCUUGCUUUAGUGGAACAUUCUCAACACAUGUAUAAAAUAGAGAUACUUAUAUUAAUAUUGUACGCUCUUAUUGUAAUUCAAACUAUGAAAGUGUUGGAAAUACUAUUUACUUUCGUAUUCAAAUUGUUUAGCAGUUAUGUAUACUUCUUUUUUCUAGGAUUUUUGCACAUUUUACAGUGGACUUAUUCGUAAUUUAAACAAAAUCAUUUAUAUCAUAUAUAUAAUUCUAAGUAUCUUGUGUAAAGGCAUAUUUUACAUAGUCGACAAAAAUUUAAAUUGUGUCAAAUGAAAGAGCGCAAUUGAUUAUAGUUCUGCAAAUUAUUGUUUAUAUAUUUUGUUAAGAUGUUAUUUUCUUUUUAUUAUUAUAUGUUAUUAUUGAUAUGGUUAUAUUUUUAUAGUACUUAUCAUUUGUACGUUUUCUUUAAACAAAUGAAAGAAAAAUGUUUAUCACAGUUUCAUAAUUAAUUUAUUUUUUUAUAGACUAUAAUAGAAAAAAAAUAAAGCUUGAAAUAUAAUUGUAUUUUUAUCAAAAAGAAGAAAUCUCCGUUGUUAACUAGUUAACUAUGAUGAAAAAUGAAACGACGAGUAUGUAUAUCCGUUAUAAUAUCGAAUUAAGUUGCAAUCAAAUGACUGUCUUAUUUUUGUAUAAAAUUUAUUUAUUCAUUUAAUUUAAAUAUAUACUUUGCAUAUGAAUGAAAAAAAUAAAAAAAAUCAAUUACUGAGAAAAA